Messenger RNA from Ilex paraguariensis (yerba mate), 158 nucleotides. Lineage: Eukaryota; Viridiplantae; Streptophyta; Magnoliopsida; Aquifoliales; Aquifoliaceae. The record is from the annotation of a GenBank genome assembly.
AGAGAGGACAUGAGAAGUCCUCUGGGACUGUAGGAGGACAAAGGGUACGGAUGCAUUCCUUGGUCAAGCUUUUAACCAUUCUGAUUGAGAAGGAUUUGAGGAGAGCUGAGGAUGAUAAUGCUCAAGGUGAUGGACGUGGUGAUGAUACCGCUGCCUGA